AUGAAAGAUCUUAUCUCUUGGCUUAGUGCCAUUACGCUUCUGCAGGGAGCAAUUGCGAUACCCCAUGGGGCAGGCAGUAAAUUCAAUCCCAUUAAGCGUGAUGCUGAUGUGGAGUACAUUACUGUUCCAAGUGAAUAUGUCGUCUGGGUGAACCAGUAUGGUAGCACCAUUCGUGUGGAGACUAAUGGAUGUAUUGUGACGAAGCCAGUUGAGACUCAGGCUAUGCCUACUGUGAUUCCUUCGCCGUCUUCGACUUCCGUCUUCGGUGUGGAUGCUACUACUGAGGAGGCCCGGGUUCCUUCGUCAUCAGCUUCCUUUUCCCUAGUUUCGGUCCCUUCUGCUGCGAUCCCUACGUCUGAAAGCAAAUUGCAGACGCCAUCAUUCUCUCAUGGUGCUCACCAGAUGUCUCAUCCUCCAGAGUUUGUCCCAGGACCUGAUUAUGUCCCGUCAAACCAGAUCGGGAUCUCUUAUUCGCCCUACAACGAUGACAGUAGCUGCAAGACCCAGGAUGAGGUCAACAGUGACUUCGAGAAGAUGACCGGCUACCCCCUUGUCCGAAUCUACGGUGUUGACUGCAAUCAAAUCACCACCGUCACGAAUGCUGCCAAAAGACACAACAUGAAGCUGUUUGCUGGAAUCAAUGAUUUGACUGACCUUCCUGGCAGUCUGAAGACACUGACUGAGGCUGUUAAUGGGGACUGGUCACCCUUCGACACCAUUUCUAUCGGAAAUGAGCUGGUUAACAGCGGACAGAACUCUCCUGGCGAUGUCAUUAAUGGUGUAAACACGGCCCGUCAGACACUUCGUGCGGCCGGCUACAAGGGCCCAGUUGUCACUGUCGACACAUUUGAUAUCAUGAUCAAGCAUCCCGAGCUCUGCCAUGCCUCUGAUUAUUGCGCAGCAAACUGCCAUGCGUUUUACGACUCGGACAUGACUGCAGCAGGAGCGGGCCCUUAUGUCAAGCAGCAAGCUGAACAGGUGUCAAAAGCUGCUGGUGGAAAACGAACCGUCAUCACGGAGUCAGGCUGGCCUAACUCAGGCCAGGCCAAUGGAGCCGCGGUACCUUCGAAGGAGAACCAGCGACUUGCAAUCGACAGCUUGAAGAAAAGCUUCUCUGAUGGCGGCAUAAUCUUGUUCACGGCCUUUGAUGACAAGUGGAAGCAGAACAAUCGCUGGACCUAUGGCGCGGAGCAGUUCUGGGGCAUCCUGUGA
Paecilomyces variotii is the source of this 1212-nucleotide messenger RNA. Its product is annotated as soluble cell wall protein. Bases 1 to 1212 code for a protein of 403 amino acids. The transcript has 3 exons. Gene Ontology annotation, biological process: cell wall organization. Gene Ontology annotation, molecular function: glucan endo-1,3-beta-D-glucosidase activity; 1,3-beta-glucanosyltransferase activity. The record is from RefSeq and is a predicted model, not a curated record. Gene Ontology annotation, cellular component: fungal-type cell wall; extracellular region; cell surface. Lineage: Eukaryota; Fungi; Ascomycota; Eurotiomycetes; Eurotiales; Thermoascaceae.